This is a messenger RNA of Thermothelomyces thermophilus ATCC 42464, 204 nucleotides long. RefSeq lists its product as uncharacterized. The transcript has a single exon. Lineage: Eukaryota; Fungi; Ascomycota; Sordariomycetes; Sordariales; Chaetomiaceae. The annotation marks the transcript as partial. The record is from RefSeq and is a predicted model, not a curated record.
AGAGUAAGAGGCAAAAAGACAUACAACACCGGGGAUUCCCCAGUCGUCACCGACCUGAGUACUAGUCCGGCGGUCAGUAGCUUGUCUAAGGGAGAGCGGACGGGAUCCCGAAUUCUCUACUGCCUAUGGUCGUAUGUACUAGCAAUUAAGGGGAGUGAGGUUUAUAAGCGGCCCAUCUCACCUAGCAAUUCAAGUCAUUUUUAG